Sceloporus undulatus (fence lizard) is the source of this 957-nucleotide messenger RNA. RefSeq names its product transmembrane protein 205-like. The record is from RefSeq and is a predicted model, not a curated record. The coding region runs from base 101 to 664 and encodes 187 amino acids. Lineage: Eukaryota; Metazoa; Chordata; Lepidosauria; Squamata; Phrynosomatidae. The transcript has 4 exons.
GCAACCAGGAAUCAGGCAGGGACCCCAGAUCUCUAGGUGAAAGAAGACAGGUUCCUAUGCUGACGUUUGGCCAGUGGCAACACAGGUGACUUGAAGUACCAUGACUGCAGAUACUGAUCCCACAACCCUUGUGAAAAUGCUCCAUCUGGUUUUCCUUUCAACUUUCUGGGGAAUGCAGAUCUGGGUUACUUUUAUAUCUAGUUUUGUAAUGGGCAACAAUCUCUCACAACAUACAAUUGGAUUCAUUCAGAGUUGCCUCUUUCCAUAUUACUUCCACAUUGGCUCUGCUUGUGCUUUCAUCAACCUGACUAUCUUUGCCGUGUGCCAUCCCAGUGAACUUCUUAAUGAGGAAGAAACCAUACAGAUUACCGUCUUCUUCAUUUGUGCCACAGUUGCUGCUCUAAAUGCUUACUGGUUUGGUCAGCUGACUUCAGACAUUAUGGCUGAAAUGCACCUUAUUGAGCAAAGCUAUGGCUUAGGAGGGGACAUUGGUCUGUUCUUAAACAAGUCCCUCAUACGGCUGCGUCAACUGGAUUCUAAUUAUAAGGAGCUGGCAAGCAGGCUAAGCAUCUACCAUGGCUUCUCAUCCCUUUGCAACCUGUGCUGCAUUGCAUGUAAUGGCCUGAGCCUCUAUUAUAUGGCUGCUCACCUUUCAGCAUUAUAACCCACAAGGCUCAGUAACCCAAGCAAAUAACUCAAGCUUUGAAAAGACUCAUGCUUGUGAAAUUACAGACUCUGGUGGUCCACAUAACCCAUACUUUGGACUGCUACAGGAGACUCAGCCUGUUAACCGUGUUUCCCCAUGUGGUAUGCUACAAAAUCUCCAAACAACUCUGUUUUGGCAAGAGAUGCACUAUUCUUCCAAUAAGUUGCCCUUCACAGAACUCCAAACUCCUGGUUGGUAAGUCCUCUCAUUGUAAUAUAAAUAUUGUCCAGGCUAAAAGAUAAUGGACUUAA